Dermacentor andersoni is the source of this 606-nucleotide messenger RNA. The record is from RefSeq and is a predicted model, not a curated record. NCBI's taxonomy places the organism in Eukaryota, Metazoa, Arthropoda, Arachnida, Ixodida, Ixodidae.
GUAGAAUGAGAGAGAGAUAAAUGAGAUGUGAAAGGCAGGGAGGUUAACCCACAGAUAUGAAAUCAUGUAAAAAAAUCACUGUGCUCACUUUGUGCUUGCAUCAUCAUGUAGAGCGACGCCAAGCGUAUCGAAGCAAUGCGGGUGUCGGCCGACUACUCCCCUUGCUUCCACAUUUUGCUGCCACCGCUAGCCGACAACAGCCAAGAAGGAGACGAUGCACCAAAUGUCACACCAGUUGUGACUGAGGGACAGGAUGAGACCAUUCUGGUACGUCUGCAUGUGCAGCAGUUGGCCGCACAGUUCCUGCAGCAGGAGCUGGAGGCCAUGGAAGCACGUCUCAGGCUCUACCAGGAGGAGCAGGCGCAGGCCCUGGAGCGGCUGCGGCAUCGCACAGCACGAGAUCGGGAUGCCCUCUGGCAGAUGCUCUUCAGCAGCAGCACUGGUGGCCGUCGUAGGCAGCAGGUGCCCUCUAGGGACCGGUCUUUGGUGUCCCCUGUGAAGCAACGAACAGCAGCACCGCACGUGGCUGAUGUGAAGCGUAAAUUGGCUACCACCAGGGGGCAGCGCGAAGGAGGUACGUUGUUGUCUAUUUCAUUGUUUCAGUGA